UGUGUGUGUUCAGUUAUAAUCCUCUCAGUGUCUGUCGGGCUGCGCUGUGUUGCUGCUGGUGAAGCGGCUGCUGGGAGAGUAGAGUUACUUACAGACGGGAAGUUUCUCCGGUUUUUCUACGGGACUUUCUGAGGGUAGAGCGGGUCUGAGCUUCUCUGAGAGGACGCUGUUUUUCCUAAUGGCGGAGAGGAAAGCUGCUGUAAAUCCUACGCUGCUCGGAGAAAGGAGGGUAAAUAAACCCGCGGCCAUGACGGAGAGGAUUUAGGGCCCGAGCCGCUUCGUCUGCUGCUGCUGCUGCUGUCCCCUUCCUCCAGAGCCGCUGCGCCGCUUUCUUCACACACAGCGUUACUGAGCCUGAUGUACCGGCUGUGGAGACGUGACGUACCGUUGCCAGAACGCUUUGGGGAAGACUCAGUGGCCGCGAUGGCUCCAGGAUCUCCAGCCACGGCGGCCCCUGCUGGCCCAAACAUUUCCUGGCUGCCCGAGGUUCCACUGCUCACCCCCGAGCGCCCCAUCUUCAUCAUGACCACCACGGCUCAGGCUCUUGCUGGAUUCUUCGUGUGGACGGCUCUGCUGCUCACCUGCCACCAGAUCUACAUGCACUUGCGUUUCUACCGUUCUCCUAAUGAGCAGCGACAUAUCGUACGCAUCCUCUUCAUCGUGCCCAUCUAUGCCUUUGACUCGUGGCUCAGCCUGCUUUUCUUCACUAAUGAUCAGUACUACGUCUACUUUGACACAGUGAGGGACUGCUAUGAAGCAUUUGUGAUCUAUAACUUCCUGAGCCUUUGUUACGAGUAUCUGGGAGGUGAAAGUGCCAUCAUGGCAGAGAUCAGAGGGAAGCCUAUUGAGUCCAGCUGUAUAUAUGGGACUUGCUGUCUCUGGGGCAAGACGUAUUCCAUUGGCUUCCUCAGAUUCUGCAAACAGGCCACGCUACAAUUCUGUGUGGUGAAACCUCUGAUGGCUGCGAUCACCGUCAUCCUGCAGGCCUUUGGGAAGUAUCGUGAUGGAGACUUCAAUGUGGCCAGUGGUUACCUCUAUGUGACCAUCAUCUACAACAUCUCAGUCAGUCUGUCGCUCUACGCUCUCUUCCUCUUCUACUUCGCUACCCGAGACCUGCUAAGCCCCUACAGCCCCAUGCUGAAGUUCUUAAUGGUCAAAUCGGUCAUCUUCCUCUCCUUCUGGCAGGGUAUGCUGCUGGCUAUCCUGGAGAAGUGUGGUGCCAUUCCUCAGAUCAGCUCUGCAGAGGUGUCUGUUGGCGAGGGCACUGUGGCGGCAGGCUAUCAGAACUUCAUCAUCUGCAUUGAGAUGUUCUUUGCUGCUCUGGCACUGCGCCAUGCCUUCACAUUUACAGUCUACAUGGACAAGAGGCUGGACUCUCAGGGCCCUGUUCCAAUAUAUGGACAGUACGGGCGAUCGGCCCCCAUGAAAAGCAUCUCCAGCAGCCUGAAGGAGACCAUGAACCCUGGGGACAUGGUGCAGGACGCCAUCCACAACUUCUCCCCAGCCUAUCAGCAAUACACCCAGCAGUCCACUCUGGAACAGGGCACCACAGCACCACCGGUCUCUCGCAGUCACAGCUGCGUCAGCGCCAGGGACAAUGAGAAAACCCUGCUGCUCAGCUCAGACGAUGAGUUUUAACUCAGUACAGUAGUCUCCUUCUUCAGUGUCCCAGUCCACGUAGAGGUGCUCUUUUUCACGAUGUCUCUAGGAACAGGUUCUGCAGUGCUGCAGUGGCUUCAUGUACUGAUGGUGUGAGUACAGCUGAUUUCUCUUAGGGACACAUCAUCAUCAUUAGAGGACCAUAUGGCAACUAAACAAUCCAAGGAUUUAUAUGUUUAAAGCUGGUAGAAGAGUAUUAGGAUUACUGCUGCUUAUUGUUUCAUUAUUACUCAUGAUGAAACAACAAAGACUUUAGUGAACGCCUUUUGGUACGCUAUGGUCUGCCUUGCUUGCUUCUAGAAAUAAUAAAAAAAAAUAUUUAAAGGGUUUAGAACCUGAUCACAGUUAAGUUUCAGUAGUUAAGCGACUGUAUUUAGACAGUUUAAGAAGUGGUCAUGAGCAUUUGAGCACAUUUAUACUUGAAAUGAGGUGACUUUGGGUGGGUUUUCCAGGUUGUGAGAAUAAAAAAGUAAUUUUUGAACUCCAGGAAUGUUGCUAACUGUUAAAUACGUGUAGGCCUGUCACAAUAACUCCAAAAAAGGAUUGGGAUAAACAAUAUUAUUGUCUUUUUAAGACAGUUAUGCCUCUGGCAUAAUGAUAAUGCAAUUACACUCUUUCAUAGAGCAAUUCACUUUUGAUAUUUAAGGAUAUUAAGUCAUUGCAUUUAGAUUAAAUAUAGGUUUUGGCAUAUAAGAGGUUGGUAUACUGGCUCAUGCACAUAAACACUUCACAUAAAAACUCUUUACAUUUAUUAUAUAAACAUAAUAGAAAAUACAUUUAUAACAUGUUUAUAACAUUAUCAUUGUGAUGGGCCUAAACAUGUUGUUGUUGUUUUUUUUUCUUUUAAUUUAUUUUUAAUAUUUUUUGAAGAGGAGGAUUUGCCUCUGAUGUUUUCCAAGUUGAAGCUCCGCCCUGCAUAAGAUUGACAGCUUUGUUUUACAGUGUUCCCAGACGUGGUGUAAAGGGACAGAGCGAGGGAAUAUGCUGAUCUGUGGCAGCUGUCUGGAGUACAUUGUUGUCAUUCUUUUUGUGUUUUUUUUUUGUUUUGUUUUUUUUCCGAUUGAUGCACAGGGAGCCGAGUAGAGGAGCAGUUGAUGGGACUUGAUGAGAUUACAGAUUAAGAGAAAUCUGCUCUUGGCUUGGCUGAAGGGGGCGAGUGCUCAGCAGACUGGAUUAUAAGGGCGUAAUUGGGGCGUUAUUUUGCGCCGUGGAGAUUAGCACAGGCUUUCGUCAAUAUGUCAGACAGGAGACCACUGCAGUAAAACCCACUAUCUGGGUUAGCUGCGUGGGUGAAAUAAAAUCUAGGUUAUAGAUGCGCGGUGGAGUGGUCAGGGGCGUACUUAAUGCUGCUAAUAUUCAAAGCAGAAUCGUCAACAAAGACCCAGAUGUUUCACAGUGAGGUGAAACAUAUAAAACAUAUAAGAUGAUGCUGUAAAAAAUUCUUUGUUUUAUAGUUUUAUCUUUGUAUUUUUUUGCUUUUACUUUUUAAUGCUUAUUAAGGCAGCAGGUAUGUUAUAAAUUUAAUUAUUAUAAAUGAAUAGGUUUACAAUAGGUUCUUUAGGCUUGUUGUUUCUUGAUAGCCAAUAGAGGGCAGCAUCUUGUACGUUUACGUCAUUCACAUGGGGACAGCUCCACCUUAUCUCAGAAGGACACAGCAGCUGCUGCGUGUGUUUCAGUGGGAGGGUCACAUUGAUAUUUCCUUCAUGUUUGCUGUCGUUUUCUCUUUGAUAGCACUAGAGCCUUACUGACUAGUCAGGGUCUGACCUGUGGGCUUUGAUAGGUCUUUAGUAUAUCUAGUAUAUCAGGCAGCUUUGGAGUAUUUAGUGCAAUAGAGGCCAGUAUACAUGAUCUAGCUGCAUCAGCAGGCAAGUACAAACAUUUAUGGUACCUGCUUUUAGUUUUAGUUUUUGGCGUGUGAUUAUAUAUAUUUUUAUGACUAUUUUUGCAAAUAUUUAUCACUAGUGCACUAAAGGGGCUAUUCUCCACAUUCAGAAAAUAGUGUCAGGCCUUUUUUUGUUGUUUUUCCUUUAAAAAGAUAAGAAAGCUAAUCCCUCAUUUAUUCUGAACAGUUUUUAGAGAGUGAGAGAAAGACAAUGUUCACACUACAGAAUAUAAUAAAGACAAUUAGGGGUGUACUCUCACUAUGUUGGCUUGUUUUGUACCAUGCCCGGGCACAAGUGCUUGGGCUUAAUCCCUGUCUUGUAAAACUGCCUCAAUAUGCCUGUUUUUUUUAUUUUUUAUCAACAACAAUAAUAUAAUAAUAAUUCAUUGUGCCUAAUUUGAAACUGCAAAACAAACAAUUGCAGUAUACCUUGGCUCCUACUAAUAAUCAUCUUCUUUGGUUAAAUUAUUAAUGGAUAAACACCACAACCGGAUUAUUUACAAAGCCCUGUCCCCUCCUUAUUUUACUUUUUUCUCUCUUUCUAUGAAAAUAUGAUGCAAGUCUUCUUAAAUUAAUACACAUGCACAGAUUUGGCGGACAGUGCAGACUGUAUUUAUUUUGUGGUUUAUUUGGAGUCUAUUAUGAAACGGCGGCAUGGUUGGUGACGAUGACAGUAGAUUCAUACCGUUCCAAAGUCCAACCAAACUGUUCUUGGCCCACAUCUGUAAGCAGGCCUGGGCAAAGUUUACUCUACUGAGCUCACUCUAGCGAAACAAACUGGGCUUUUGAUUGGGAGCCUGCUCGCUCAUGGUACGUAAUUCAUAGUGUGAGUAAACCCAUAGAGACAGCAUUAAAAGAUGGGGAUCAAGUAAAUGCUAAAUUGUUAUUUUUACAUUUUUUAAAAAGCUGUUGUAUAUUUUUCCUUCAAAGAUUGUGCUUCUAUUUUUCCUUGUGAUGUUGCAACAAAGCUCUAGAACAAUAAACAAGAAUUUUGUCUGUA
This is a messenger RNA of Astyanax mexicanus (Mexican tetra), 4541 nucleotides long. It is a transcript of the gene tmem184ba, whose product is annotated as transmembrane protein 184ba. Bases 358 to 1638 code for a protein of 426 amino acids. The record is from RefSeq and is a predicted model, not a curated record. NCBI's taxonomy places the organism in Eukaryota, Metazoa, Chordata, Actinopteri, Characiformes, Acestrorhamphidae. The transcript has 10 exons. Gene Ontology annotation, molecular function: transporter activity. Gene Ontology annotation, biological process: transport.